AGCAGCAGCAGCAGCGACUCCGCGGCCCUGGGCUGCGCUGCCCUGCCCGCCCCUUCCGCCCGUCGCGGGAAUGGCGGAGGAUCCGCAGGGCGCCUGGAGCCAAGAGGCGGUGGGUCACUUCCUGAGGUCGCAGAGCAUACGGGAGAGAGAUGGAGCCGCGGUCCGGUGGUUCCACGCCGCCAACAGCAAAGCCCGGGCCGGGGAGGCCGCCAGGAGUGAUGCUCACAUGAUAGAAGCAGAUGUUCUCCUUCGUGGUGGCCAGGGAGGAAAUGGAGACCCUAUCAUGGCUCAUCCACCUGAAACAGACAGUGACAACACCUUGCAGGAGUGGCUGGAAGAGAUUGUCAGCACAAACAAAGGCAUCAAACUGGAUUUUAAGAGCCUGGAAGCUGUAAGGCCUUCCUUGGAGCUUCUCCAGCAUGUGAAGCAGCAUUUGAGGCGACCCGUUUGGAUCAAUGCAGAUGUCCUACUGGGACCUAAUGGAAGCAGUGCUGUAGUGGAUGCAGAAGAGUUCAUCAGCACUGUCACAUCAUUUUUCCCAGACGUGACCUUGUCACUGGGAUGGACAACUGGCUGGCACCCUAACAAGCACAAUAAAGGAUAUGAUUGGGCAAUGGUGAAAGAAAUGGCUCAGAUAUGCAGUCAGCUUUCCCAGCCUGUAACUUUUCCUGUGAGAGCAGCACUGGUUCGACAGUCAAUAUCUGAGCUGUGCUGGUUAAUGCAGCAGUCAGACAGAUACAGCCUCACUGUUUGGACAGGAAAGGAAGAUGUGUAUUCUGUAGAAGAUUUGCUUUACAUCCGAGAGAACUUUGAUAAAAGUAGGGUUUAUUAUGACCUCUUAGAGCCACAAAAUUCUGAAUUCAAAAAAGCCAUAGGACUAAAAUAGUCAGUGCAAAGCAGUCAGGCUUGUCAUACAUAACCUCUUCAGACAUGAAGAUUCCUUGUUCAGGGAAAUGCAUUUUCAUUCCUAAAAGAUUAUUGCAGAACAUAGCCGUGGUUCUUGAAGGAAUUUUGUAUAACACUUUAUUGAAAGGCUUCUCAAGUAGAAAUUUAAUGAAAGUAGAAAUUAAAUAGGCAUUAAAUUAAAAAUUAAAAAUACAUAUUAAAAAUUAAAUAGGCAAUUUUUAAAUAUUUUUAAUAUUAACUGUGAGUUACUCAUCAUGUUUAUGUUCCUCUCAUUCACCCAGUAGUAAAGUCUGCUCACAUUACCUAAAUAUUCAUCCUAGUGUUCCUGCCCUGCAAGCAGAGGGAAAAUGGGCUCAGCAGAGAGCUGUGGGCCAAGUCAGUUUGCUACUAACUGGUUUUGUGUAAGCCAGAGUCUGUGGGACACUCAGUCUCUAGUCAAGCCUGUUUCCACUUUUUAUAGAGAAAGACAAGAGUCAUGACUCUAUUAAGAACACUGCAGUUGGCAAAGGGGUAUUUUAUCACUCACUUUGAUAACCUCCAUUUUAAUGUCAUUGCCUUUGAUAAUGUUCUCAUUCCUGGUCAAUAAAAGAUUCUGUUUGCUAGAUGGGAGAAGUGGGGUUUGUGAUGCUACAUGUUCCAGGGCUUGUUUUACUGAAUGAAAACUAACCAGGUUCUCUGGAAUGUGGUCACUGCAUUUCACACCACAGGCCUGGGAUUGAGAAAAGGCUGAGUUGGAGCUGUUGCUGCAGUGCAGGAGGUGCUGGGGAAACAACCCCCCAGAUGAAUAAAAAUAAUCCAGUCUUGUACAUAAAGCACAGUGAUGGAUUAUAGUGAGAUAUACAUCAGAUGCAACAUUAGGAGAGAUGAACAGUGUUUUAUAAGAUGGAAAAGUGGUGGUGGUUCUUUAAAUAGUUUUAAAUUAAACUAUAGCAGGAUUUAAUGUGAAUUGUUCUGCUUGCAGUCCAUCUGAAAGUCAGAGGCUCUAAGAAUGAAAUAGCUGUACAGUGAUCAGUACUUUAGAGCAAAAAUUGCCCAUUAAUGUGACAGUACAGUUUGUUUCUUAGUUCGCCCAGAUUCUGCAUCUUUUUAACAACUGUCAGUAUAAUAUCAGAAUUUUCAAAAAAAAUUUUAUUAUCAGAGAUCAGAAAUUUUAUUAUCAGAAACUUCCCUUUGAAGAAAAUAAAAAGUCAUUGCAGCUCUACAAACCUACAAUCUCUUAAUUUUAAGCAGUUUUUAGCUCUCCUGCUUUUUGUAUCCCUUGAAUUGGGAUCACUUGAAAUCAUCACUUAGAAUCACCACUUGAUUUCUCUCUUUUCAUGUCAAUCUCCAUAUAAAUGCUUUCCUGUAAGAUGUGCUUACUGUGGGGCUGGCAAUAAGGUAAUAAAGCUGAGAUGAAAGCCAGUUAUUUAUUCUGCUGGAAACUGGGGGAUCUUUGGCAGGUCUAUGUUAUUCUGGCUGAUGCUGUCUUUUUUUUUUUCCCCCCCCCCACACUUUUGAACAUCUUUUCAUUCUACUUAAACCAUUUUUUGGCAGCUGUAAAUUCUGUCAUCUCUGUGGAAUAAUUUUCUCUAUCAGUGGUGCUUUGUGUCUGUUGGCAGUGUUGUUUUGUGACAGUCAGGCUCUUUGACUUAAUUGUCCUUCUUACAUGAAAAAUAUGGUUGACUUUAAAGGAAGCAGGUAACUGUUCAGAGUGUCCAGGUGAGUUAGCUGAUUAAUGAAACACUUCUAAUUUACUGCAAAUGUAGGCUCUAUAUUUUUUCUGUGAAAUUGGUGGAAUCUCCUAAGUAGAUGUAAUCACAUGCUAGAGAACUGACAUCUUAAGUCCUGUGCAACUACACAAUAAUAUCCUGCAGCAUCGUUUAAGUAUGAUGAACACAAAACUGGAGCUGAUUUCCUGAGGUUUGCUUUGUUUGAGUGUGCUGUGAAAUAAAAGAAAAUGCCUUCAAAUAGCAUUUUUUUUUCAAAAGCAAUUCUGCCUGUCUUCAGCGUUCAUUGAAGAGCUAUUCAGCUGUGGCUUGCUCUGACUGCAAACAAUUUAGUCUUCUGGUCUUUUUAGCUUGAUUUAACAUUUCAAUUUUCAGAGUAUUUCUUUUUAACAAGGGUAGAACUACUAAUGUAAGAAGAGAUACCGGGAAGAGUUUGGACAAUUUAAUUUGCAUAAUCUUUAUGUUGCUGGAAACCUUUUUGUACCACAAAAUUAUAUAAUUUCUCAAAAUGUUACUAUAAAACUAAUCUUUUGUUGCAUUUUGACGUUCAUAGAUGUUUGUGCUUUAUUUUGUUCAUUUUUUGUUGCCGAAAGUAUCAAUUUGCCUCUGCUCUCUGCUGUCCGAGCUUUCUGUGUAUUAACUUGUUGUGCUCACUGCCAGUUUUCUUUAUAAAUUUUGUACUAACCUCUGUGCAAAAGGAAAGGCUGCCAGGAUGUUGUAUUAAUUUUCAGUCCUUUGCAUCUCCUCUAGGGCUUUGAUGGGUGAGUUUUGGCAUGUGUUUUUGCAGUGAAGGUUCUACUGCCUUCCUCUGACUACUUCUGAUACGCCUUUUUAUUGCAAAUUGCUGUAGUUAAUGUAUUAUUACCCUUUUAAUACCAUCAUUGAAGAAAACACACACCCAACACUUCAGUUACUCCAAAUUGCACUGGGGCACUAAGAUCUGUGUUCCCUUACACAGCAGCAGUAACUUCUGGCAGGUUUUUUAGUGCAAUUUUUUAAUUGUGCUUCCAGUAAAGUUCAAAGCAUUCUAAUGUAUCACUUUCUGAAUUUUUAACAUCUACAUUUGUUGGGCAGUUUUGUGUUGUUUUUUUAAUAUCCUUAUACUUUGGCUUCGUUCCCUUGUUUUUUUUUCAGUGAUCCUUCUGUCCUGAUAGCUGUUGCUUUCCCUGCCUAGUUGAUUCGUGUCACUGCUGGAGCAAAAAAAUAAAUAAUUGGAUGUGCAAGUUCAUAAUCACAAAUGGGGGUCUGUCCAAGUAGAAUUAAAUAGUGUGUUAAAAAUAGUGUUAAAAAGUUGUUCUUGUUACUCUGUUUUUAAAAUGUAUGUGCAGGUCAAGGUUGUAUUUUAAAAUAGACUGGCUUUUGGGAGAGAAGGCUUAAGUCAUGCCAUCUGUGGCAGCUCAUGAAAAGUGUUCAAAAUUGCUAGCUGAUGCCUCCAGGGGAAAAAAAAAUGUAAUUAAUUACAGUUCAUCAGCAUGUGUCUGCUUCUGGAUUUCAAAAAUUUGGUGAUACAUGGGACUGCAUACAAUUCUAAAAAUAAAUAUUUUUUAUUUUCAAUUUAAGAUCAUAGCAUGUUUUUGUAAAUGGCUUGAUGGAAAUUCACUUGUUUUCCUCUUUGAAAAGCUCUGAAUUAACAUCAGACUGGUGUGGUGCUAGCACAGGAGGUGCCAACUUUGUGGUUAAAUUGAAAAUACUGGUUUUGACUUUGUGUUUGCCAACUCUCUGUCCUCCGGUGCUUUCUUAAGUGUUGGUCUGCUAAUACCUGGGCUGCCUGAAUCCCAGCUUAGGUGAGCAGCAGGGCUGAGGCAAACCCUGCUUUGAGCUGGAGGGUGGAUGGGACCUCCAGAGGUUCCUUGCAACCUGGAUUUUUGUAUUAUGUGGUGACACAUCUCACCUGCUGCAUCACACGUACCACUGCAGAGGGUUAAUGAGGCUGCAUAGGAGGCUUAGGAAGUUCUGUAAUCCCCCUGGUUUGGUUAUUACAAACUUCUGAAUUUGUCGAAGUGAAGGUUUUGUACAAAAACACUUAUCUGCUUCUAUCACCAGAGUGCCUCAGUCCCUCACAAAAGCUCUCAGGUCCUGUUGCCUGUUCUGCACCAGAGAAAAGAAGGAGGCUUCUGUUUUACGUCUGUGAGAUGCCAACAACGUUUCUGCCAGGGCUGUGGUUGCUUUCAGCCACCCACCCUCAUCAUCAGCCAGGGAGGUGCCUGGCUUUGCUAACAGAUGUCCUUUCAACAACAGGAAUUUUGUAUAUUUUUAAUUUUAUUUCUUUUUAAAUUAAGGUUAACUUGCAUAAGAGAGUACGAGAUGCACUGUCGUUUAAAAAGGAUUGAUAACUAUGAAUGUUAUCAAAACAAUGACUCAUUAGAAUUGGGAUUUUAUCCCUUUCACUGCUGAAAAAAAAACAAACCAACAAAUCCAAACCCC
Messenger RNA from Calypte anna (Anna's hummingbird), 5036 nucleotides. It is a transcript of the gene FAM151B, whose product is annotated as family with sequence similarity 151 member B. Bases 71 to 886 code for a protein of 271 amino acids. The transcript is spliced from 6 exons. The record is from RefSeq and is a predicted model, not a curated record. Lineage: Eukaryota; Metazoa; Chordata; Aves; Apodiformes; Trochilidae.